Messenger RNA from Monosiga brevicollis MX1, 2643 nucleotides. RefSeq lists its product as uncharacterized. Gene Ontology annotation, biological process: lipid biosynthetic process. The record is from RefSeq and is a predicted model, not a curated record. Gene Ontology annotation, molecular function: protein binding; oxidoreductase activity; iron ion binding. The transcript is spliced from 25 exons. NCBI's taxonomy places the organism in Eukaryota, Choanoflagellata, Craspedida, Salpingoecidae. Bases 1 to 2643 code for a protein of 880 amino acids.
AUGACCCGCUACUAUGUGGGUCGUGAAAAAGCCAACUUCAUGCGCCGUUCACUGAUGUCGGCAGCACCCACCGUAUGGCAGCACAUGCUUCGGGCCCACACCCAGAAUUUUGUACCAACCGAGCCCAAUACGGCCCAACUCAACCGCAUCGGCCGCUACAUUGCCACCCUGAGUCUUGGAGCACCAGCUGUCCUCGAGCUACGGCUGGCCGAUACGGCCCUGUCAGAUGAUUUACAAAACCCCAGCACACCCACAACGCUCAAGAUUGAGCUGCAACCGGGCUCGCUCUUGAUUCUGCAACAGGCUGCUCGCUAUGAAUGGCAGCACGGCAUAGAACCCACUUUCCCGCAACCUUUUGAUGCUACCACCGCCGCCGCCACCAUGCCCUCCCUGUGGCGCUACGUGCACCGUCUCCUCCCAACCCCACUCACGGGCCAGGCACCCUUCACCGAGCUGCGCUUCAGCGGCAUCCAGCAAUGGUUCUCCAUCGACCCCUCGCCUCAUCCCCUAACGAACGGACGUCGUAGCCAAGCGUCUCCCAAGUCUCUGCCAAGCUUGCCUGUUGGACAUUGCAGACCCCUGCUUUUGCAUCAUGUCCUUUCUGUCGGUUUUCUCCCUCCCUCCCUCUCUCUCUCUCUCUUUUACGUGUUUCAAACCAAUCCGGGUUGUUCGGGCGGGCAGCACUGUCCGUUCAUUUGCAUCGGUGUCAACAGCACCAUGUCAAUGAUGGAGCACUUUCAAUCCCUGUGCUCGUCGAUGCUGGGCUGGUGGCCCCUGAGCAAGCCUGCCAUCGGCGUGCCUUCGACUGACUUGACCUUUUAUGGCAUGCCCUCCCCUGUCGGAUUGUCGCUCGGCCUCGGUGCCGUCGCUGUGGGCCAGCUCUUGACUCUGGCCUAUUUUUACGUGCGCCGCGAGGUUUACGACGGUGCUGGACGUACCAUUCAAAAAGCCGACCGUGAACGCUAUGACUUCUGGGAAGGUGUAUCGACACACUUGGCGCAGCCCGAGGGCUUCAUUUUGCUUGGCGGUUACCUCAGCAUUUAUUGGCUGGCCAAUCUGAUGCCGAGCAGUUACUACUCAUUUGAAGGCGGCGUGAAUUGGACUCACGUAGCUCUGCAGCUUAUCAUUCAGGAUGGCAUUCAAGCUUUGAUGCACUACGGCGAGCAUGCGGUGUCCCCUGCCUUUUAUCGCAUCAGCCACAAGCCCCAUCACCGGUGGCUCAACCCCAGGCUCUUUGACGCCUUUAACGGCUCCAUGUGGGACACCAUCUGCAUGAUUCUGAUUCCCCUCUUCUUGACCUCACAAGUUAUUCACUGCAAUGUUUGGUCUUACAUGGUCUUUGGCACCAUUUAUGCAAACUACCUGACCUUGAUCCAUUCCGAAUAUGCCAACCCCUGGGAUCGCUACGUGCGUUGGUUUGGCAUUGGCACAGCCGCCGAUCAUCACGUGCAUCAUCGUUUGUUCAAGUUCAACUACGGCCAUCUGUUUUUAUGGUGGGACUGGAUGCUGGGCACCUACCGCCACCCUGACAAGAACCAAAAGGCUUCGAACAGCGAGCACCUGCCUGCGACACGCGGAGACAAAUUCAAAAGCGGAGAUGGCAGCGGAGGCGCAAACGGCAACGAAACCACUGGAAUCGGAGCCAAUACCAAGCCCGAGCCUCCGGAGCAAAAGCCGGAGCCAGUGUAUGCCGACUGGAGCAUGACACAGCCCAUGCCAUUGGGUCGGAGUGAUAUGACCGCGACUCUCUACCAAGAUCGCGUUUACAUCAUGGGCGGCUGCACGGGCAAGCAGGUGUAUUUUCAAGAUGGCUCCUAUGCUGGUUAUGGUUGUGCUUCCCUAGCCGAAGAGGACUUUGUUUGGGACUAUGAAAAUCAAAGCUAUAGCCUGCUGCCCAGCCAGCCACCAUAUCGGCGUUAUCGUCACACAGCCCAGUUGAUUGAUGGCAGUCUGAUGCUCAUUGGUGGUCGCACGCUGGACGAUGUCAUCACCGCUGAUGUGCACGUCUACACGUUUGCCAACGAGGCCUGGAGUACAUUGAGCACACCGGGCCCAGCAUUGUCCGACCUAACCAGUUUCAUCCUCCACGAUAGCCUCUACGUACUCGGCGGCUACUCUCACGACUACACUGCACAGUCCACCCUGUACCUGUACAAUGAGUAUAGCGAAGGCUUUGUGACUCAACCCAGCGUGGCCUUGCCUGUGCAGCGAGGGGAUUUAUCUGCUGUGGUUUGGAAUAACAAUGUCUAUGUGGCUGGUGGCUUCAGUCACGAGAAUGGGUUUGUCAAGGCCUAUGAGAACGUGUAUCGAUUCGAUGGUGUCAAGUGGACCGAAAUUGCCAGCCUCAACUUGGGCCGGGGUGACAAGGCCAUGGUUGUGCUUGGUGAUAUUCUCUACGUCAUUGGUGGUGAAUCUGGAGGGGGCAAGGUCGAAACAGCUGUGGAGGCCUACAACAGUGCCGCUGAUACUUGGACCUUGGAUGCUGAGCUGACCGUCGCGGCCGUGCGCUACCGUUUUGCAGCAACGACAACGCCCCUUGGCGUGUGCGUGUUUGGUGGUACGCAACACGACCAUGGACCCUCUUGUCCCCUGAUCACGGGGGUGCACGGGACGAUGCACGCACGCUGCGUCGCCAUUUUCUGA